Molecule: messenger RNA, 1256 nt
Organism: Glycine soja
Lineage: Eukaryota; Viridiplantae; Streptophyta; Magnoliopsida; Fabales; Fabaceae
Product: zinc transporter 6, chloroplastic-like
Exons: 2
Coding region: 133-1098 (321 amino acids)
Biological process (GO): zinc ion transmembrane transport
Cellular component (GO): plasma membrane
Molecular function (GO): zinc ion transmembrane transporter activity
Source: RefSeq, a predicted model, not a curated record
UUUCCAAGUUCCAACUUCACUUCUUCAAAUUCAACCACAAUAGUAACAAUUAACAAGUAACGCUCUCACUUUCUUCCACAACCAAGAAUUCUCUCUCUCUUCAUUCAUUCAUUCUCUCUCAUCACACCUUGCAUGGCCUCGGCGUGCGUGACGAACGCUACCCGCGCGGCGGCGUGCAGGGACGGCGCGGCGACGGCGCACCUGAAAAUGAUCUCGAUAUUCGUCAUCUUCGUGACGAGCGUGGCCGGGAUGUCGUCGCCGGUGGUCCUCGCCGGAAUCUUCCGUGGGAAGCCUCUCUACGACAAGGCCAUCGUCGUAAUCAAGUGUUUCGCGGCGGGGGUGAUACUCUCGACCUCGCUGGUCCACGUGCUCCCCGACGCGUACGCCGCACUCGCCGACUGCCACGUGGCGUCGCGCCACCCCUGGAGGGACUUCCCCUUCGCGGGCCUCGUCACGCUCGUCGGCGCGCUACUUGCCCUAGUCGUGGACCUCGCCGCCAGCUCGCACGUGGAGCAGCACGCGCACGCGCCGGUGGAGAAGGAGGCUGCGGUGGAGCUCGGUGGAGCCGCCGGCGAUGGCGACGGAGAAAAGGGUGAAGAAUUGGCGAAAUUGAAACAGAGGCUGGUUUCGCAAGUGCUGGAGAUUGGGAUAAUAUUUCACUCAGUGAUAAUUGGGGUUACUAUGGGAAUGUCUCAAAACGUUUGCACUAUUCGGCCACUCGUUGCUGCUUUGGCCUUUCAUCAAAUAUUUGAAGGCAUGGGUCUUGGUGGCUGCGUCGCUCAGGCGGGAUUUAGCUUUGGAACAAUUACAUUCAUGUGCUUCAUGUUCGCAGUGACAACACCAAUAGGAAUAAUUUUGGGGAUGGCAUUAUUCUCACUUACAGGUUAUGAUGAUAGUAGCCCAAAUGCCUUAAUCAUGGAAGGGUUACUGGGUUCAAUUUCAUCAGGAAUACUAAUUUACAUGGCCCUUGUCGAUCUCAUUGCAGUUGACUUUUUUCACAACAAGCUUAUGAACUCCAAUCGCCUGUUGAAGAAAGCAUCUUUUGUUGCCCUAACCCUUGGUUCUGCUGCAAUGUCUAUUCUCGCCCUAUGGGCUUGAAAAUUUUGUACCUUGCGUGUUUAACUAAAAGAAAAAUUAAUGAUCAAUAAUAUAAGAUGUACACAAUGAUCAAUAAUAUAAGAUGUACACAAUAAGCGUAUGUUCAAUAAUAUAAGAUGUAAUUAUGUAGUAAUUAAAUAACAAAUUUUUAGGGAAAA